This is a messenger RNA of Anopheles merus, 4569 nucleotides long. RefSeq lists its product as uncharacterized. NCBI's taxonomy places the organism in Eukaryota, Metazoa, Arthropoda, Insecta, Diptera, Culicidae. The coding region runs from base 635 to 3382 and encodes 915 amino acids. The record is from RefSeq and is a predicted model, not a curated record. The transcript has 16 exons.
ACGCCCGCGUGGUUGGUUGUGGUCGGUGCACGGAGACAACAUUGAACCUUCCCAGAGUGAUUGAUUUAGUUGCUCGGAGGGUUCCUCUAAGGGGUUCGCUUGUUUGCCGAGGGAGAGGUAGAAGAAAUAGAGCUAGAGAAAUCACACUGUGCGACACUUUCAUUCCCCGUCGAACCCGUCAUUAACCGUCAAUGGCAGCGACGACCAGUUAGUGAGUAGUGCGGUUGAAACGAGCACUUUGACAGUGCUUAGCGUUCAACUAUGAAGCAUCCUAAUGUGUGUUUGUGUAGUGAAACAGUCACCUAAGUGUAGUGGGAAUGAAACGACGAUAAAACAUCCCGCGCAUUCAAUCCAGUGCAGUGACAGUGUUUAGCUAAAGUUUGACUACACGUAGAUAGUGUUCAAUUUGCUCACGAAAAGCAACCCAUUCUCCCCCCCGUACCCCACACCGACGCCCCAGUUAGGUUAAAUCAAAAGCAGCCUAGUACAAUGCACCCGAAUCAAUGUCCUUCCAUACAAGCGGACGGCAGCGUCGAAACGCACCCGAAUCAGUGCCGGAACCGUUCACCAAGCCAACGAAAUGUAUGCUGAACCGACUGCAGGACAAAGGCAAACAUGACCGAGCGCGCCAACAAUGACCAUUAAUCGACCGGCGUGCGAUGUUCAGCAACAUCCUGCAACGGUACCGGUACUAGCCAGCGCCUGUGACGACGAGGACGACGACACGACCCGCACCGGAAACCGUCUGUUCCGGCUGCAGCAGCAGCAGCACCAGCAGCAGGGUGGGCUGCACUCCCUCCGGCACCAAUACCGGUUGUCGUUUGCUUUUGUGCUUUUUCUGCUGCAUCUCUGUUCGCUUGCCGGCCCUGUCCGGUCGCAUCCACGCAAUGAGAAGGAAAACUUUGUUAAAACCACCGACGUGGAAGCAAUCGAGGACCAGCAAGCUGUACUGUACUGUCCGCUUCUAGCGUCCAACCGCGACAAAAUCAAUAUGGUGCUGUGGUUUCGUGACAACGCUGGAAUUCCUUUGUACAGCCUCGAUGUACGUGGAAAAUCGCUCAACGAUGCUCAACAUUGGUCCGCGCCGCAGGUGUUUGGUCCACGUGCCCGUUACGUGAUCGAAAGUGAUCCAGCGUAUUUGGAAUUGAACGAAAUUAAACGUCACGAUCAGGGAAUUUAUCGCUGUCGAGUUGACUUCCAGAACAGCCAAACGCAAAGCUUCCGCUUCAAUCUCACCGUGAUUAUACCGCCAUCGCAACCCGUAGUUCUAGAUCGCUGGGGACGUGUCAUAAAUAGUACAAUAAUAGGACCAAAGGAGGAAGGAGAUGAUAUACUGCUGACCUGCCGUGUAGUUGGAGGCAGACCGCAGCCCGAUGUGCUCUGGUUCAUCAACGAUAAUCUAGUGGAUAAUCAGAUCGAGCAGAACACCGGAAACAUUAUCGAGAAUCGUCUGCUGUGGACAUCCGUCCAGCGGCACCAUCUGCACUCGGUCUUCACCUGCCAGGCGUCCAACACGAAGCUGAUGCAGCCCCGGACGAGCAAGUUUGUGCUCGAUAUGUACCUAAAACCGUUGGCGGUGAACAUUCUCAACGCAACGGAAUCGCUUGCCGCCCACAAGGAGUACCAGAUCGUCUGUCAGUCUACUGGGGCGCGCCCGAACGCGGUCAUCCAGUGGACCAAGGGCAAGAAGACGCUGAAGCGCGUCAAGGAGCACGCAGUCCGCAACACCACCUACUCGGUGCUGACGUUCGUGCCGACGGUCGAGGACGACGGCCGGCUGCUCGGUUGCCGGGCCCAGAACCCGAAGGUGGCGGGCCUGUUCCUGGAACACUUCCAAAACAUCAGCGUACACUAUCCGCCGGUGGUGGUGCUGCAGCUCGGCUCCACGCUCGCGAUGGACGAUAUCAAGGAGGGUGACGACAUCUACUUCGAGUGCAAGAUACAAUCCAACCCGUCAUGGAGAAGGUUAACCUGGUUACACAAUGGAGUGCAGCUACCUCAGAACUCGUCGUCGACCAAAAUCGUUCGAUCGAACCAGAGUCUGGUCAUACAGAAGGUGACGCGAUACUCGAGCGGUUCGUACCAGUGUGGCGCACUCAACUCGGAGGGUGAAACGCUUAGCAACGAGAUUGUGCUCAACAUCAAAUAUGUUCCUCUCUGUGCAACGGAUAAGAUUGUCAGCAUCGGUGUCUCGCUGGACGAAACGAUUACCGUAAGCUGUGAUAUCAUCACACACCCACUAGCGAGCAAGUUCUACUGGCGCUUUGAAAACUCGGAAGAGGUGCUGGAAAUCGAGCAGCAUCGAUUUUCCAGCAACGGUUCAUCGAGCCAGCUGCACUACACGCCCGCGAGCGAACAGGACUACGGCACCCUGUCCUGCUGGGGCACCAACGAGAUCGGAACAAUGGCGGAACCGUGCAUUUUCCACCUGAUUGCUGCCGGUUUGCCCACCUCGGUCAUCAAUUGCUCGUGGCGCAACUUUACCAACUCGUUCGAGGUCAACUGCCACCAGGGCUACGAUGGGGGACUGAAGCAAUCGUUCGUGCUGGAGAUGCUUUCCAGCCGUUACCCAGGGCACAGCAUCAACCUUACCAACGCGGAGGAGCCCAUCUUCAGCAUCACAUCGUUCGACCAGCUCCGGCAGCAGCUCCCCCCGGCCGGCCACCACAAGCCGGACUCGCUCAAGCUGUACGUCUACUCGGUCAACCAGAAGGGCCACAGUCCACGUAUCUUCAUCGCCGAUCUGCUCAUACCGGCUGCACCGGAGGUGGCGGCUCCGUCGCCCGAUCCCAAGUCCAACCUGCUGACGCCCAUCCUGAUCGGUCUGUUCCUAACCAUCCUGCUGAUCAUCGUCAUCAUCAUCGUUAGAAUUUAUCUGAAAUCGAAAAGACUUAAACAAAAUAUUAAUAAAGAAAAGCGAUACACGGAGGAGUCAAAGAAUACGCUUCUGCUGGUUGACAUAGCGAAGAAGGACAAACCCACGAAAACCACCAAAUGGAUGAACAACGUCGGCAGCAGCAUCAAGACGAAAACCAAGGUAGAAACUAUCGACGACGAGCAGGAUCCCGAUCUGAUACCGUAUCCUCGGCUGACGGACAUCCACCAGGAAGAGCUGAUUCCGAUUAACUCGACCAGCUCAGCAUUUGCCAUCAAGCACCAGCAGCUCGCCCAUUCGCCCCAGGAGCUGGAGCUGGAUAAGGCGGGCCGGGAGAAGGGUCCGGAUCGGUUCUACCAUCAGGCCAACCACCAUCCGCACGGGCACCAGUCCGUCAGGACGGGCGCCGGGACGUACCGGGACGAGGAGAUCUCCGAGGCGGAAAUCAACCUGAAAGGAAUUGAAGACUUCCUAAUGACAAACCGAGUGCCGGAAAGCUGUGUGUGAUAUCGAUCGACGUUCGCUAGGGUUCGGUGGGGAGCUGCUGUAUGAAACGGCAAGGGCCAUUUCCUUCCCUACUCGUGUUGGUCAGUUAGAAAAGACGUCUCUGAACCACUCCCACAAUCGGUGCUGAGUUAGUGUCGUCUUUGUACGUUUUCGGAUUGAUUCAAUUUGUGCUGUCUAUCAUUCCUGUUUUUUUUUUGUCAGUUUUGUACGUGUGUUGUCUGGGUGGGGAGUUGUUCAUUUCGUACGCAGUUGUAUCGCUCUUUUUCCCCCCACCGUAGUGGGGAAAGUUUCGAACCAACUUCGGGCAAACUGGCAGUGCAUUAAAUCAAAAAGUUAUUUGCAAAACUCCUCUUCAUUUUCUCCACUGUGGAUUGUUGCUGAGUGGAGUGUAGCUAAAAGUAAAAGCACUUCCCUAUGGUUCGUAGUACUCGAGUUAGGGAAGUUGAGAAAAGUGAGGCAAGGGCAGAAAAAGAAAUACAAAUUUGCAACAAAAAUCAACGAUUAUUGCUUUCUCCGUUUUUAAAGCUGUACAAAUCGGAUUCGUAAGCAGCGGGGAAUAGGAAUAGUGUGAGCGCUCGCUCGGUGACUAUUCAUGUUCAAGCUUACAAACUUACAACAAACCCCCUCCCUAUUAAGUAGGAGCUCGGAGUGUUCGAAGCUCCCAGUAGCUGGAUACAUAAUAAUAAUAAUCUUGGAACCCUUCAAUGUAUAAAAGAAAUCCAACGCAAACAACCAAAAACUGUGUAGCUAAAAAAUAAGCGCAUCUUUAAGCUGCAAACCGGAAGCAACGUGUUUUGCAAACUGAACUCAAUGUUGGACUCGAAACAACGAAAACGAUCGUUUUGGGGGAAUGAAAUGGAGCAUAAUGCGCCAACUAAAAAUGUGUUUAGCGUAAGGCAUAGAUGUGGAGGAAAGAAUAAUGUUCAUCCCUUAACUAAUACAAGCUCUAACACAAUAUGGACGUGUACCUAACUAGGCUUGAAACGUUAAGUUUCGUUACGGAGCGACAAAUGAGCACUGAGUGGAUGCGGUGGAUGAACUCAUUAUUGACUCAUUAUUGAACUCAUGAACUGGAUGAACUCAUUAUUAUGUUUACUUUUAUUGGUCAUAUUCUAAAUAUUGUAUUAUUGUAAUGAAAGGAAAACGGCGGUAUCGUGACAUUGUUUGUAAAAUAAAGAAUUUUUCAA